Molecule: messenger RNA, 1037 nt
Organism: Fusarium graminearum PH-1
Lineage: Eukaryota; Fungi; Ascomycota; Sordariomycetes; Hypocreales; Nectriaceae
Exons: 3
Coding region: 335-730 (131 amino acids)
Biological process (GO): mRNA splicing, via spliceosome; nuclear-transcribed mRNA catabolic process
Cellular component (GO): U6 snRNP; U12-type spliceosomal complex; Lsm1-7-Pat1 complex
Molecular function (GO): RNA binding
Source: RefSeq, a predicted model, not a curated record
UAUUAGUACUAAGUGUUGAUUGUCGGAAAAUAAUUUAGAACAAGUAUGCAUUCAUCUAACCCAGGACCAGAGCUUGCAUCUUGAACUUAUUCCCGCCUAUGGGCUACAUCCGAGGCUGGCCAAGCUCAGUCUCGCACCCAAACCUACACGUACCUACUACCCCACAGAAAGCCUGAAUCUGCACACGCUUUGGCCCAGAUCUAUGCUAGUAAUUCACCCCACCAAAGCAUUCACAAGUUCCAACGACGUCUAACCCAAACACCCAAGCAAGCUCAUCACCAAUAUCCCGCCCACCCCCAUCUUCCCUAUCCAACCCCCCGACCGACAAUACGCCAUGUCCGAUAGACCAUCACACCGAGGUGGCCGCGGCCAAGGAUCACAUCCUCGAGGUGGACGCGGAGGCGGUCGCGGAGGAGGCGCGGGAGGCGCUCAGCAGGAGCGCGAGAGACCCAAGAAGGAGAACAUCCUUGACCUGGGCAAGUACAUGGACAAGCAGAUCACCGUCAAGUUUAACGGUGGCCGUGAGGUCAAGGGCACGCUGAAGGGCUAUGACGCUCUGAUGAACCUGGUUCUGGAUGAUGUGCAUGAGGUUGUUCGAGACGACGAAGGCAACGAGUCUACUCGAUCCCUCGGUCUUGUGGUUGUACGAGGCACCCUCCUUGUUCUUGUCAGCCCCGUCGACGGCAGUGAAGAAAUUGCCAACCCUUUUGUUCAACCCGAGGAUGACUGAAGAGACAAACACAAGCGGACUGGAAAUGAAAAUCAUGACGAUACGCAGUAAAGAGUCAAGUGCCUGAUUGAGCGCCAGCCACAAAAUAUACAGCCCUGUCAAGGCUCGACGACUCAAAGAAAGAGAUCGAGCAAUUACUUAGACUAGACUGCCUUCUCCAAGCAUGCCAUCUGGAUUAUGUAUGGCUCACAAACGGCCGCGUAAUACAAAUCCACUGGGCUUCAAUUGCACAUCACCACGUCACUAGCCGGAUUCAAUAUCUUAUAUUCAAGGCAAUAGACUAUGUUAAUAAAGCAAAGCUGUAUGC